UUUCCACCCUAUUGCAUUGGUUUUAUUAUCUCUAUGCUAUUGCAUCGGGUUUAUUAUCUAUCUCUCUAUAUAUACUUGUCCAUCAAAAAAAUACUUUGUCCGAUAUCAUCCACCACAAAGAAAAGUCUCCUAUAGCUCCGACCACCAUAAAAAGUAGAAAUUCAGCUCCAAGCGCCAUUGUAUUUCAAGCUCCGACCGCCAUUGAUAUUCAGCUCCAACUUCUCAUUUUCAAUAUCUUUCUCAAUCUGUCACCAUCCUCAGCCACUCUAUCUGACCAUCUGAGUUUCCUUUCACCCCAAAUCCAUCAUAUUUCAGCCACUGCCAAAUUUGUACUCUACUAAUCUCAGCUACGAUAGCAUCCUCCAAGAAAUUGUAAAGAGGCACUACUGGUCCGACCACCACUUCAAUUUUUGAGCAAAUUUGAGGCUUUCUUCUAAUUUGUUGAUUUUAAGCAUGCAAGCUUCGUCAUAGACGAUGCACUAAGGAUUGCAUUUUCUUGCCUCACUUUCCCUCUGCUGAACCAAAUAAAUUUAUUGUUGUUCAUCAUAUUUUUGGUGCUAGCAACAUCAGCAAAAUGUUACAAUUUCAGAUUAUCCAGGGCAUAAUAUUAGGUAGGAAGCUGUGAAGGAAACUGAUUGUGGUAGUUGGUCGACAGUAAGGAGUUAAUAUCAGGAGUUGUUACUAUACGAGCAUCGAUCACAUUGUCAACCCCAAGGCCAAAUUUUCUCAUCUUUUGAAAUUGAAUUACCACCUACGUGGUCUCUGCUGGAGUUUUACUGGUACUGGAAUGAUUCCUGGUUUAGUUCAUCUUGUUUACUCUUCAUUCCAUCUUGCCUGUAGUGGAUUAGCUGGAUCUACUAUUGCAGUGUUCACAACUCCCUUCGAUGUUAUCAAGACAAGAUUAUAGACACAGAUUUCUGGAUCUAGGACUCGUUUUGGUGUAUUCGGCAUAUUUCAAGAAAUUGGGAAGCGCGAAUGUCUGAAAGGUCUCUACAGGUAAUGGUUGGAUAGCCUAUUGAAGUAAUUUAACUGAAUAAUACCUUUUGAUAAUAUUUGAUACACCCACUAAUCCCACUCAUAUAUUUUCAAUGCUAUAACAUAUUUUAGCAAUUUAGUUUAUUGGACGUGGUGCAUAUCCUAUCAAACUUAGUUUAUUGGGCAUAGAAAUAUUAAUAAUUUAAUUGUUUGUGCUGUCGCCAAGUUAUGUUGAAUGAAUACCAACAGUAUUCUAAAACCAUACCUCAUAUUAUCAAUACACUGUUGACGCUAGCCAUUUUAUUUGUUCUGGUAAUAAUGAACCUUGAUUCCAUGGCAGGGGCUUGAAUCCUAGAUUGAUCAUAUAUAUGACUCAGGGAGCACUUUUAUUUGCAUCUUAUGUAUCUUUCAAGAGGGUUUUUUCUUUAGAUAUCCCACAGCCUAAAAUAGAAACGGUUCCAUAUGAACAUUAAAAAGAAGAUGAUCGUGCAAUGCUGCCUUCACCAAGCUAACAAAAGAAAGAUCAGUUCAUUUGGUUCUUUCAAUACUUCAUAGAAAGAUGCAGCCUGACUAUUCAUCAGGUUGUGAACCAUGUGGCAGCUUGUUCCCCUCAGGAAUUUCUCCAUACAUUAUUCUUUUGGUGUUUUUGACUAGUACAUACCAUUCUGUUAUUUGUGAUAUUAAUUUUGGUUGAUGUCUUCCAAACAAGGAGCAGUAGGAUUGAGGAUGAGAGUGUAUGAUCGUACUGUGUGCUUUGUGAACUGUCACUUUGCUGCACAUUUAGAAGUUGUUGGUCACCGAAAUACUGAUUUUGACCAUGUGUAUCGAAGUAUGAUCUUUAGUCGGCCAUCAAACUUUCUCAAUGUUGCAGCUGCUGGUGUCUCAUCUGCUAUUCAAAUGCUUCGAAGUGCAAAUAGUGCAUUUAACUCUGCAGAAGCAACACCUGAGAUAUCUGAGGCAAAUAUGGUUGUGUUUCUUGGUGACUUGAACUAUCGGCUUGAUGGCAUUUCUUAUGACGAAGCGAGAGAUUUUAUUUCCCAAAGAAGAUUUGAUUGGCUGAGAGAGAGGGACCAAUUGCAUACAGAUAUAGAUGUUGGGAAUGUCUUCCAAAGAAUGCGUGAAGCAGUCAUGAGAUUUUCCCCAACAUACAAAUUUGAGAGACAUCAAAUUGGCUUAGCAGGUUACGACUCUGGUGAAAAGAAGCAAAUUCCUGCCUGGUGUGACAAAAUUUUGUAUCGUGAUAGCCGUUCCACUUCAGCUUUCACAUGCAGCUUAGAUUGUCCUGUUGUCUCAUCAGUUCUUCGGUAAGUUUUCCAUAUAAUGUUUCUAUGGAUUAAGAUAGCUUAGAUUGUUCUGUCUUCCGUUCCACUUUUGGUUUCCUUCGUUGGUUAAGGUAACUUCCAUUUCUUAUAUUAGAGGAUUGGAUAUUUUCCAUCAUUGUAGUGCCUGGGGCUUGAUGAGAGUGUUUCCUCUCUCCCGCUCUCCUUUUUGUUCCUUUAUCUAACUUUUUUCCUACAGCUGGAAGUUUGGACGUCACAACCAAUUCAGUUAUUCUGAACAUUCUCAUGAACCAUGAUUUUAGUAUUCACACUUGCCUAUUUCAGAAUUCUGAACAUCAGAAGUUCUAUGAGUACCUUAGCAUUUCCCUUAAAGCUAACUAGACCCCAAAGAACUUAGGAUACAUGCAGCAUAGCCUUCUAUUUUAUGCUACAGCGGACAAAAGUAUGGAAAUGAAGCAAAUGUAGCAUUGGAACAUAUUCUUUCAUUUAAAUGAGAAGAUGAAAUUGGUAGUAAAUGAGUCAAAUGACUUAUUAAGGACUCUGGUCAAAUAAGUGAUUCUAAUCUUAUUUGAACUCUUAAGUGAACUCAAUAUGCUUGAAGUAGAACUCCAACAAGGUAUUGACCCAUUAUAUUAUGUUGCAAUGUGAUUCUAAUCUUUCUAUGUUGUCAUUUAAGUGCUAAUUUAUAUUAUUUGUUCUCUUUUUAUAGGUGUCCAAAAUGAAGAAAGAAAUGAAGAAAGUGAUAAAGACAUUGAACUUACUUGAGAUGAUUUUUGGGUUGUAGAUAAAUGCUCUAAUAACAAUAGUUUUUUGUUGAAUUUCUUCAAACUUAUCGUGACUCGAACUUGCUAGUAUGUAAAAACUUGACUAAUCAUUUGGACUUGAUUACAUUUUGCUUUUGGGUUUAAAUUACAAGCUUGUUGCAUAUUUUAAAU
Molecule: messenger RNA, 3190 nt
Organism: Capsicum annuum
Lineage: Eukaryota; Viridiplantae; Streptophyta; Magnoliopsida; Solanales; Solanaceae
Product: type II inositol polyphosphate 5-phosphatase 15-like
Exons: 7
Coding region: 1669-2283 (204 amino acids)
Biological process (GO): phosphatidylinositol dephosphorylation
Molecular function (GO): phosphatase activity
Source: RefSeq, a predicted model, not a curated record